Echinococcus granulosus is the source of this 3147-nucleotide messenger RNA. RefSeq names its product Histone-lysine N-methyltransferase MLL5. Bases 1 to 3147 code for a protein of 1048 amino acids. The transcript has 15 exons. The record is from RefSeq and is a predicted model, not a curated record. Lineage: Eukaryota; Metazoa; Platyhelminthes; Cestoda; Cyclophyllidea; Taeniidae. Gene Ontology annotation, molecular function: protein binding.
AUGGAUAUUGCCGCCGAAGAAAUAUCGUCACCUCUCCAAGGUUUUAAGUUCGUGAAACCAUUCUCCAAUUUCUUUCAAGCGGCUAAGCAACGAUUCGCAAAUCUUGAUCCUGAGAGUGGGGUUCAUCUCGUUGGACCAAUGUUCGAACUCACCGCCUGCAUAGACAAGGAAAAACGUAUUCAGGAUUUUGACGCCAUAUACCCGGAAACCGGGGUGUCCUUCGGUCCUACCAUCUGCUCCUUUGGUCUUCCCUACAACGAUCACAACUACGCACUGCCGGUUGGACUGACACCUCCAGCCAUGGCUCCUCACCUCAUGGAUGUCAACUUUAUCCCUAAACCCUCUGUUCUCACCAUACCAAUUGAAAUUUCCAAGCAACCAGCUGAGUCUAAAUCGACAUCUGGGACGGCAGCGGUCAUCGAAGCCGAUGAAAAUGGGCAGGACUCCUCUCUGUCGAGGUCUCUCAUCAAAACCAAAGGCGUAAAAUCACCGAAUGCUGUCUCCUCCUCCUCCUCAUCGAAGAUCGUCACCCCGCCGACCAAAGUCACACCCCUUGUCUUUGCCUCGAUAGCGGAGUCUACUGCAGGUCUUUCCGAAUCAAAAAAGGCGCUUUUCGCUGCAUGGCACGCCAAGGCUGCGGCUAGUGGUGGUACUCUGCUUGUUCAACAACGCUGGAAGGUCCAAGAAGGCGAUCAACAGCCACCACAGCAGCAACAGCAACAACAAGCGGAUACACUGACACAAGCACCUGUUAAAGACCAGGUUUUAUUUUCAGUGCCGCGGUACUGCAAAAGCGUGGUAAAAGAAUCCGAAGGAGAAAGAGUGUAUCUUGAAUCGGAUAUGAAGAUAAUUGAAGUUCCCGAGGACCUUUGUGUUUCACCGUCAAAACUCAGUAGUCUCGAAAGUUCGGACGAAGAGGACUCUGACACCGAAGCCUCCAAUAUUCCCGGCCAGAGCUCGCGCCGAUCUGCAGCUGAUUUGGGUCCCAAACCCGCCAUAUGGUCUACAGUUAACUGUCUUUGUGAAGUUAAGGUUGGGGACUCAAGAAUGCUGCAGUGUCUCAAUUGCCGUUAUUUGCAACAUAUGGAAUGCAUGGAGAUAGUGUACGAGGAGGGAGCCUGCACAGACGAAGCGGACCCCACAAACAUAACUCCCAAAGAGAGACUCUUGGAUCCCUCCGUCUAUCUCUGUCCCUCUUGCCUGCGGCCGGCAUUCGUUGUCCGCUCUGAAGUGGUGGAACGCGUUCUUGCCGCGUUGAAGCAACGUGAAUCGGCGAAGCAAUUAAAUCUUCUCUCUCUCAUCCAUCACCACGCAGGCAAAAGCGAAGUGAUCAAACACCCAAUUGGUGGCGCCCAGCUUCUGGCCAGUGCCACGGACCGGGCUCGCCAGCUCGGCCUCAUCAGUGGCGGUAGCGCUGCAUCCGGCUCACGGAGCACCACUUUUCCCAAUACCGACGAACGUCACAAGAUGAAUUGUCUUGAACGUCAGAAUAAUGAGACGACAGAUGUUAAUCGUCGAAUUCCGUCACCACCGAGAGCGUCCAAACGAAAGCAGGACCUUACUACCACGUCAUACGAUGUCGAAGCAAUGCCAGCUUCUACGAAAGCCGGCAUGGCUAACGAAUCCACGAUUCAAGAAAGCCCAUCGAGUAUCGUCAAUUCACCGACCAUGAGCACCAUUAGUACUCCCGCUGGCACUCCAGUGAGGCAGAUCACACCUUUCCAACUUGCCUACCAUCAUAACAUGAAAAUCUACUCUGCUGACAGCACUGCCGACCGCUCGCCCUCCAGCCCCAUUGUUACUGUUUCUGCAGAAUCUACUCCCACCACCAGUCCCAUGGUCUUGGGUGUGGGAGGUAGCAGAAAAAAGAGAAUAUCGGCUUUCGGCGAUUCCCCGUCGCGUCUGUCUUCAGGCAAGCGAGGAAAUGUUGUAGGCUCCACACUGGGUUCCGCUUGGGCGAAGGACUACAAGGAGGCUGAUGUGAGCUUUUACUCAGAGAAUCUCCUUGCCUUUGUGGCGCAGCGUGUCGCCAGCGGUCGAGAGCGUGUUCAACGCCUCCCUCCAACCUGUCUUGGCCGAACUCCGCUCUGCCGAGUUGUUAUGUUUGAUCACAAUGACAAGGGCCUUGAGGCGUCAGCUCGGCUUGGAAAGGGCGAAGUUGUGACGGAGAUCCGUGGAAACCUCAUGCUUCUGGAGGAAUACGAACAUUUCAUCGACCCUAUUAAUGACUACAAUCGCUAUGUCAUGAUCUACCACAACUUUGGGGAUCGUGCAGUGGCAAUAAACACCUCCCAGUAUGGCAAUGAUGCCCGAUUCAUUCGUCGAUCGUGUAUUCCCAAUUGCUUCCUGGACCACUUUAUAGUGUGCAACAAACUGCGUAUCAUAAUCCGCACAACACAGGAACUGAUGCCGGGUGUUGAAUUGACCAUUCCCUUUGAUUUCGACUAUCGGUCGUGUCGUUACACAGUCAAAUGCGCCUGCGCCCGUUCCCGGUGCCCCGUACAAAAGUGGUGUCGGAAGCUCGCACGCCACAAAGUGAUGCCCUACCUGGAUUAUGGAAAAUUUAUUGAAUCCCGUCUCAAUGCCCUCUCCAAGCCGAUAACAGAAGACCAGUCGCCGACAACACCAUCAAGCACGCGUACCUUUUCGACCGAGAACUCUCCCGUGCUCAUGUCCUCCACUCAGAAAGCGUCCCUGACCUCCCUCAUUCCCACCUCAGCUACAAACAGCCCACAGCGAUUCGUCGCCUCUAACAAACGUCCCUUCCCUUCAACUCGUCUUUUCACCACCACUGUAAGCACCGACACCUCUACCACGACAGCUACUGAAACGACAACGACUGCAAAAACAACGAUCAGCACUGACGCCCCUUCGCCUAGCGUAGAACCUCCGCCGGCCAAGAAACGACCCUCGCCUAAUCCUGCGGGAGCUGAAGAGAAAAAGAGCAGCACCAAGGGAGAUAAGAACUCAUCUCCUCCCUUUGAAUCGAUCAUCACGACUCGACGGCAAGCGGCAAAGGCUGCAGCAGCAGCAGCGGCGUCGGCGACGACGAUGCCGACUAGUGGGCUGACUUGGGGUCCUCCUGAGCGUGUGGUCGCCGUCGACGGGAGUGGUUCCCUUGCCGUUUCAGGGUCCCUGUGCAAUUAA